Molecule: messenger RNA, 2014 nt
Organism: Aspergillus costaricaensis CBS 115574
Lineage: Eukaryota; Fungi; Ascomycota; Eurotiomycetes; Eurotiales; Aspergillaceae
Product: allantoinase alX
Exons: 2
Coding region: 234-1745 (503 amino acids)
Biological process (GO): purine nucleobase catabolic process; allantoin catabolic process
Cellular component (GO): cytoplasm
Molecular function (GO): cobalt ion binding; zinc ion binding; allantoinase activity
Source: RefSeq, a predicted model, not a curated record
CCCUUAUCGCAGCCAGCAAUUCGUCCUCUCGCCUUCUUCAUCCUUAUCAAGUCAAUUCAUCCCUUGCCUUUUGACGCCGGUGGAGCCUUUCCGCAUCAGUCUAUCGCUUAUCUCGUCUUUGCUUCUUUAACUUUUUGUCCGCCCAUCCUGGCUUUGAUUGCUCUGCAGCUUCAUCGUUCUUUGCAUCUUUGGCCUCUCUUAGCGCGCAAUCCUUCCAAUCGAUCACCCUCACCAUGGAGGCUUCUCAAAUCCCAUCCAUUGCCGUGAUCGCCUCGUCGCGCGCCGUCAUCUCCGGCCGUUUGACAUCAGCCACCAUUGUCAUCUCUCGCACUACCGGCAAGAUCACGGCCGUCUUUGAUUCGGUGAUCCCGGCUUCUGAUUUCCCUGCUGGCACCCCCUAUACUGAUUAUUCCCCCCACGUUCUGCUCCCCGGUCUGGUUGACGCCCAUGUCCACCUGAACGAGCCGGGCCGCACCGAAUGGGAGGGCUUCUAUACCGGCACCCAGGCGGCUGCCUUUGGCGGUGUCACCACGGUCAUCGACAUGCCCCUGAAUGCUAUUCCUCCUACCACCACGGUGGCCAACUUCAAGGAGAAACUCCGUGCUGCCCAAGGGAAGUGCUGGGUUGAUGUUGGCUUCUAUGGCGGCAUCAUCCCCGGCAAUGCCGGUGACUUGAAGGCCCUCGUCCAAGAGGGUGUCCGUGGUUUCAAGGGCUUCCUCAUUGACAGUGGGGUCGACGAAUUCCCUGCCGUGUCUUCCGAAGACAUCCGUAAGGCCAUGGCUGAGCUAGCGGAUGAGCCCACGACCCUCAUGUUCCACGCCGAGAUGCUGCCGCCCUCCACUGAUUCCGAGGAGAAGGACCAGGCUCUCGAAGGUCCCGCAGAGGCGUACUCGACUUUCCUCGCAUCCCGUCCGUCGGCGUUUGAGACCUGUGCCGUAGAGGAGAUCAUUAACCUGUCUGAGGUGGCCCCCAAACUCCCUCUUCACAUUGUUCAUUUGUCUGCCAUGGAAGCUAUCCCUCUGUUGCGCAAAGCCCGCGCUGAUGGCGUUCCUAUCACUGCGGAAACCUGCUUCCACUACCUGUCCUUGGCGGCUGAGGAGAUCCGGGAUGGAGACACCCGCCACAAGUGUUGCCCACCCAUCCGUUCCCAGUCGAACCAGGACGCUCUGUGGGAUGAGUUGGAGCGCCAUGCGGAAGAUGGCGUGAUCCAGACGGUCGUCUCGGACCACUCCCCCUGCACCCCUGAUCUUAAGCUCCUGCCAUCCCACGUCCCUGGCUGCUGCCCAUCAGACGGCGACAGCACUCAAGUUGACAAUGAGGGUAGCUUCCUUUCCGCCUGGGGCGGUAUCUCAUCAGUUGGCCUCGGCCUUCCCAUCCUGUGGACGGAACUUAGCCGUCGCAAGGCCCUGAAAGCUGCAGACGAAACCACGACCCAACAGGCUCUGCAGGACGUUGUACGACUCUGCUGCACCAACACUGCCGUCCAGGUUGGCCUGCAGCACCAGAAGGGUGACCUUGUCCCCGGCCAUGACGCCGACAUCUGUGUCUUCGACGACACCGCAGAAUGGAUCGUCGAACCCAGCACCAUGCUCUUCCGCAACAAGUGCUCACCGUACCAGGGCCGCAAGCUUCGUGGACUGGUCCGCGAGACCUGGCUGCGUGGCGAGAAGAUCUUCAGCCGCGACGAUGGCUUCAGCACCAAGACGCCCUCCGGAGGCUUGCUUCUGGAGAAGCGUGCUUGUUAAGACCUCUCACUCCUCCCACCUGUCCCGAGUCACUCAUCAUCACCCUUUAGGACUGUUGACAGCCCAUUAAGCGGAUGACACGACACCUUCAUCAUCUCUUUCUGCCACAAGCAUCCUCAUCAUCUCAUAUACACGACCUGACAUGAUACCCGCAACCUGAUGAUUUACUACUAAUGAGCAUUCGCAGCAUAUACAUCAGCGCAUAGACUAGUAUCCCAUAAGCGACGGUGUAGACAGACAGCACCUCGAUAAACACGAAUACAUCAUCU